UUGAAACCGUAAAAUCUUAACGAAAAGUAUUCGAAAAGUAGACCUUCAGGAUUGACGAUGAAGAGUGGCAGAGGAUUGGUCAGUUCCAUUGAAAAUAGUGCCAAAGAUGUGUGGUCAUUGGCCGUUGAGCCUACCCCCACGUGAGUGCACAAGCUAUAUAGAACACCUCACGUGGAAUUUCAUCUUCAGAACUGAGAGUCAGUGUCAAGGAAGCCCACCUGAAAGUAACAAAAAUGCAGUACAAUCAAUAUCUGUCGCUAUGCUUGGUGGCGCUUGUUCUCGGACAAGUAGCAACAUUGCCACAGCAUUCUCAGUAUCCGCAACAAUUCCAACAACAAGUCAGGGAUGAAAGGAAAUUUGCAGAGAAGCCAAAUGCCAUGAAGAAGGUUGCUCUCGAUGACCUGGACGACAUCAGUACCAAUCAGAUUCAAGAAGGUGGUAAUACCGGGUUCUCGUGGUCGAACAUGCUGAGUAUGUUGAUGCAGAUGCUCCUAGGCCAAACGGGUGGUGUAGCAGGCCCAAGCAAGAACGAAAUCGAUGAUGGAGCACCGACUAGUCCUUGGGCGAAUUUAUUGUCAGUCGGGCUCAGGGUACUCACCGCCCUUCUGGGAGGUCCUCAACAAUCUGUUGAUGGCAUCGACAAAGUUGACAACCAAAGCAGCCCUAUGCAGGGCAUUUUGACUGCGGUGCUGGGCGCGUUUCUAGGACAGGGCAGAGACCCCGAUCAGGUUGCUGUCAUGGCUAAAAACGCUUCCGAGUUCAUAAGUAUCGUGAUCAAUCUUCUGGACGCCUUGAAGACGUCGUUCUCUCAUCGUUCUUUGGCGGCUAGGUCCAUGGGAAGACGGGACACUGUUUCUGAGGCUGCUGUUGCUUCCAUCUCUAUGCUUAAAGGCUACAUGAGAUCAGUGAAAUCAUUUAAUAAUGUUGGUCGCGCUGAGGAUGAAGGGCAACGGGGUUGUGCCGAGAGAGCCCUCUGCGAAGCUAGUGCAGAGUGUGUUGCAGAUGCUCAGGGUACAUCUUCUAUUUUCUGCCAACUUGGAUCGUAUGCGACAAGUUAUCUGCUUCAAAGGCAGAGUGGAGUAGGUUUCGAGGCGCUGUAUGAAGCAGGUCGACGCGGUCGCACCGGUGAGGACUGCAGAACUCUGUUCAUGGAUUGUAACGCUGUAUGAAAACCCGUUUUGACCCGUUCAAGUGCGAUUUAGAGGCUCUAGGACUCGAUUAACGCCAGACUUAAUUGUUUGAAACUUCUUUAAAUCGAAUUUGAUAUGGAAUGCCAGUUCAAAUUAUAU
This is a messenger RNA of Eufriesea mexicana, 1289 nucleotides long. RefSeq lists its product as uncharacterized. Bases 234 to 1169 code for a protein of 311 amino acids. Lineage: Eukaryota; Metazoa; Arthropoda; Insecta; Hymenoptera; Apidae. The record is from RefSeq and is a predicted model, not a curated record. The transcript is spliced from 7 exons.